Messenger RNA from Myxozyma melibiosi, 1188 nucleotides. RefSeq lists its product as uncharacterized. Gene Ontology annotation, cellular component: vacuolar proton-transporting V-type ATPase, V1 domain. Gene Ontology annotation, molecular function: proton-transporting ATPase activity, rotational mechanism. Bases 1 to 1188 code for a protein of 395 amino acids. NCBI's taxonomy places the organism in Eukaryota, Fungi, Ascomycota, Lipomycetes, Lipomycetales, Lipomycetaceae. The record is from RefSeq and is a predicted model, not a curated record. The transcript is spliced from 4 exons. Gene Ontology annotation, biological process: proton transmembrane transport.
AUGGCUUUCUCAGCUCCCACCGGCCCCCUCUACUACAUCGUCUCCCUCCCCUCCUCCGUCGCCCCCGCCGGCGGAGACGCCGAGUCCUCCCUCGUCAAGGACCUCUCCUCAACCCUCAACCUCCCCUCCAAGGACGACGUCUCCCCCUUCCUCAUCCCACACUUCAAGAUCGGCACCCUCGACCAGCUCGUCCAGCAGUCCGAGGAGCUCGCAAAGGCCGACAGCCAGUUCGAGGCCGUCGUCGGCCGCGCCGUCGACGUCCUCAAGGGCGUCUACGACUCCAAGGACGAAGUCGCCGCCGCAAAGGUCGUCGCUGAUAAACAACCCGAAACAUACCUCAAGUCCUUCCAAUGGAACACCGCAAAGUACAGGGUCGAUAAGCCUCUCGCUGAACUCGUCGAUACCCUCUCUAAAGAAAUCUUUGCUCUCGACGCCGACCUCAAGGCCGUCUACUCAAACUACAUGAUUGCCAAGAGCAACCUUGCUGCCGUCGACCGAAAACAGACCGGCGCGCUGUCAACCCGCUCCCUCCAGGACGUCGUCAAGAAAGAGCACUUCGUUCUCGGCUCAGAGUACCUCGAGACCGUCCUCGUUGCCGUCCCAAAGUCGAUGAGCAAGACCUUUGUCAAAGUAUACGAGACCCUAGUGCCCAUGGUCGUCCCGCGCUCGGCCACCAUCAUCGCCGAGGACGACGAGUUCGUGCUCUACAACCCCACCCUCUUCCGCAAGUCUCUCCCCGAAUUCAUCCACAAGUGCAGAGAAAACAAGUGGUUCCCGCGUGAGUUCAAGUGGACCGAUGGUAUUAUCGAGGAUUUGAAGAAAGAAAAGGACAGAGCUAUCGAGCAGGAGCGACGAGUAUGGGGCGAGGUCGUCCGUCUCGCGCGUGCAACCUACUCAGACGCCUUCAUGGCCUGGGUCCACCUCAAAUCGAUCCGCGUCUUCGUCGAGUCCGUCCUCCGCUACGGUCUCCCACCAGACUUCAUCUCCGUCCUCGUCAAGCCCCCAGUGGCCUCAAUCACAAAGGCCAAGACCGCGCUCACCCAAAAGUACGGCUACUUGGCCGGAAACGCCUUCUCCAAGGACAAAAAGGGCAAGGUCGUCCAGGAGGACGCUGGCCUACAGGAAUACGCAAGCAUCGUCGACACAGAGUACGAAGCCUUUGUCAUCUACGACAUCGUCGUUGUCUAA